This is a messenger RNA of Trichomonas vaginalis G3, 1422 nucleotides long. RefSeq names its product ankyrin repeat and SOCS box-containing protein 4 family. The record is from RefSeq and is a predicted model, not a curated record. The coding region runs from base 1 to 1422 and encodes 473 amino acids. Gene Ontology annotation, molecular function: protein binding. NCBI's taxonomy places the organism in Eukaryota, Parabasalia, Trichomonadida, Trichomonadidae. The transcript has a single exon.
AUGUCUGUUCAAGACAUUCACCCAAAUAAAUACAGUGAAUUGCGAAGUAUAUAUAAAUACUAUAUUGAUUCUUAUAAUGCAUUGUAUCAGCUGAAAACUGAAAAAGAAGAAAAUUUAAACCAGAUUUUCAAAAUGAUCAAAGAAAAUUUGAUUGACACAAUGAAAAUCCGUCCUCAGAGUAUUGUAAGAGACACUUUAAAUACAAUUCCAUAUAAUAAUCGCUACACAAGGCCAUAUUUAACUAUUGCCAAACUCAUUUUUGAUGAUUAUCAUGUCAAAGAGGUCAAUAAUGUUGCAAACAUUUCAAAAUAUCUAUUCUAUAAAGAGUAUGGGAUUAAAUUAGACAGAAUUUGUAAUUUCAGAGAAUAUGAAUUCAAAAACAUCGAUAUUCAUAGAGAAAAUACAAUUUACAAAGUAAUUAUGUAUAAUGACUUAGAAAGAUUCAUUGCAUUCACGGAGACUGAUGGAUUUGAUAAAGAUCAGGUGCUUAACAACGAUCUAUAUCCAAAUUGUAUGUCCGGAUAUUCAUUACUUGAAUUAUGUUGUUACCAUGGAGCAGUUGAUUGUUUCAAGUUAUUGAGAACGAAAUUUCAUUCAGAAAUAACUCAAGAAUGUCUAGAAUUAUCAUUUUUAGGAGGAAAUCCAGAGAUUAUGAGUGAAUGUUUGAAAUAUCAAAAACCAAAUAAAGAAUGCAUGAGAUAUGCAAUUAUUUCACAUAACAUUGAUUUUGUUACAUUCUUGAUGAAUGAGUACGAUUUAGUGAUCAAGUUACAUUGUUGCGGAAUAUACAAUAAUCUUGAAUCGUUUUUAGUUUAUUACGAUCAAUCUAAUGAUAUUAGCAAAUGUUUUGUUUACUCGGCGAUGUUUGAUAUUCCAUCCUUGUGCAAAUAUUUCCUUUCACUUUGUUCAAAUAUCAAUACAAAAAAGAAAGAUGGGAAAACCGCUAUUCAUUGUACAGCAUAUAAAAGUUGUAUAGAAACGGCCGAAUUCCUUAUUUCGCAUGGUGCAAAUAUCAAUGAAAAAGAUAAUGAUGGACAAACCGCUUUUCAUACUGCAGUAUAUCAUAAUAGUAAAGAAAUAGCCGAACUUCUUAUUUCACAUGGUAUAAAUAUCAAUGAAAAAGAUAAAUAUGGAAAAACCGCUCUUCAUAUUGCAGCAAUUGGCGAUAGAAAAGAAAUAGCUGAAUUCCUUAUUUCACAUGGUGCAAAUAUCAAUGAAAAAGAUGAAGAUGGAAACACCCCUCUUAUUUUUUCAGCAAUAUGUAAUUGUAAAGAAAUAGUCGAACUCCUUAUUUCAGAAGGUGCAAAUAUCAAUGAAAAAAAUAAUGAUGGACAAACUGCUCUUUAUAAUGCAAGAAUUUAUAAUCUCUAUUUUAUUGGCAAAGAAACAGUAGGAUUUCUUAUUUCGCAUGGUGCAGAGUAA